AUGAACGGUUGUAUAUCCGUUGCUGUAGAAUUUGCCGAUCAAGCCCCGUUGGUCGCCGCCGCCGCCGCCGUAGUCAUUUGUCAGGCUGGGGUCUUCGACGCCCUGGACAGGCAUUUUUACGCAGAGCUGGAGGAGAAAAUCUUUAACCAAGAGGUCUACGCAGUAAACCUGGAUGAUUGGCGACGGAUAUCAGCAAAAUGCAAGCCGCAAGAUUCCGUAUGGCCUGUGCCUGCGUACUCUUUCAGAAGGGGUGAGUUUUGGUCUAAUUGCAAAUGCUGCAAACUGACAUUAGCAGAAUUCACCCAAAGGAUGUUAAAGGGACCAUCGGUCAUCGAGAAACAGAGCAUGGGUGAGGAGAAGAGCACGAUCAAUGGUAAGACGACCAAUUCGGUGGACGAUGGUACGACCAAUUCGGUGGACGAUGGUACGACCAAUUGUAAGACGACCAAUUGCAGACGGAUGGGUGGUGAAAAAGUCGUCUUUCCUAACAAAGCAAUCGUCUCAAAAAGACUCAAUAGUAUUUCCUCAGAACAACUGAGCGAGUUAUCAAUCCGGCGUUUGCGAUGGUACCAUAAAGGGCGCAACCUGUUCACUAUGCCGAAUGCGAAAUUGAGAAACUUGCGUGGAACUGACGCAAGUGGAACUGAUGAAGUGUAUGAAACGGGCUUACUUCCUGAAGGAUUGUAUGUCGUUUUGAAAGCGAGGAAUACUGGACCAGUGCGGCGAGGACCUCGGCAUCAAGAACCUAUAGGAACUCAGAGGCCGGCAAGACUGGAGAGUCGUGAGGUGGUCAAAAACACUUUUUGA
This is a messenger RNA of Gregarina niphandrodes, 807 nucleotides long. RefSeq lists its product as hypothetical. The transcript has a single exon. Lineage: Eukaryota; Apicomplexa; Conoidasida; Eugregarinorida; Gregarinidae. Bases 1 to 807 code for a protein of 268 amino acids. The record is from RefSeq and is a predicted model, not a curated record.